This is a messenger RNA of Labrus bergylta (ballan wrasse), 1287 nucleotides long. The record is from RefSeq and is a predicted model, not a curated record. NCBI's taxonomy places the organism in Eukaryota, Metazoa, Chordata, Actinopteri, Labriformes, Labridae.
CUCCCCACUCUCCUCUGGAACGGAUCUGACAGGCGCUCUCAGCUGGCCGCUCCGUGCCAGGGCUGCAGGGGACCCGAAUGGAGACAGUGACAUCCACCCGAGCACCCGCUUGUCCCUUUUACGCAGAAUUGACAGCGAGAACGCCCCGCAAGAACAUGUAGUCUUCGAUAUUCCACUGACGGCAAACCAAUCGUAGAAUCAAUUACUUCUAUCCCUGUGUGUGUGUGUUUUUUUGUUUUUUUUUUGGUUGUUGUUGCGGACCGUUCAGUCGACCGACGCUUAAGGAAAGUGAAAUCGAUUCUCCGCCUGCUCAUCGGACAGGAUCACUGAAUGGAAGACGGCUAGAGAGGUCGUCUCGCCGAGAACAGACUGUUAACAUUUUUCACUGUCGUGCUGUGUUCACCACCACCACAGCUAUCAUUGGCAGCCUCGACGGCGGCUGCAAACGACGCCGCCUUCGCCAUGGCUUUUGGCGUGAAAGCGCCAGAAAAGCCCUCAGAUUGAGCAGAUUCGUCAUUUCUUUUUUGGUGUGCGGAUUUAAAUGCCUCUCUCCAAGGGCCACCGACCCGCUUUUUUGCUCCAGUUCGCGUGUGCGGUGUCGCACGCUGCCACGAAUAAACAAUUCAUAGGCUGCUAAAACACAGAAAGAGACUCCAUCGGGUGGGUGCACACAAUCUACAGCGAAGAGGGGGAUUUUUUUUUCCUAAGCAAUAUGGCUGGUGAGUGGGGCUGGGGACGCUGGCACAGGCUCUCCAAGGCUCCUAAAUGCUAGCUGAGGCGGAUGGCACCGUUCCCCAUGGAAGCGACAGCUCUAUGAGGACAAGCAAUAUCAAUAAUAAUAUAAAUCCGGACUCUUCAAUCUUAAUAUCCAAGAUGGAAGACGUUGUCAUCCCGUUCUCGUCUGAGGUGCCCUGCGACAAUAAUGGACAGCGCAUGUGGUGGGCAUUCCUCGCCUCCUCCAUGGUGACGUUUUUUGGGGGUCUCUUCAUCAUCCUGCUAUGGAGGACGCUCAAAUAUCUGUGGACGGUUUGCUGUCAUUGCAACAUCAAACCCAAGGAGGCUCAGAAGGUGAACAACCCGGCCAACAAUCAGGCGGCAGUAGGAACAAAGGGUACUGAUGAGAAGGAGGAGGUUCCAGCCAGCGAGGUGGGAUGGAUGACUUCCGUCAAAGACUGGGCCGGUGUCAUGAUCUCCGCUCAGACACUCACUGGCAGAGUUCUGGUGGUGUUAGUCUUUGCACUCAGCAUCGGGGCCCUCGGAAUAUACUUUAUAGACUCCUCGGAGUAA